AUGAAUUCAAGUAUCAAUUACGAUGAUGCCUCCCAGAAAUCAUCUACAGUUGAUGGUCUGGUGGAUGAUAACAAAAUUCCUGUGUACCAGGGGUUUGACCAAGGAGUCUCAUCUCAGGUGCAUAACUUGGCCCGCACAAUGAGUAGAACAUCGGAAGAGAAACCAUCCUCGUUGGCUAGAACAUUGAGCAAUAUGUCACAGGUUCCGGGAGUAAAUCCAAUGGCUAAGGAAGAUGGAGAAAUAGAUCUCAGAUUAGACCCUGAUUCAGAAAAUUUUGAUUCAAAGUUCUGGGUGAAAAACCUCCGGAAGAUGUACAAUUCUGACCCUGCGUAUUAUAAGCCGUCAUCAUUGGGGGUGGCAUAUAAAGAUCUUCGGGCUUAUGGUAUUGCUACAGAUGCUGAUUAUCAGGCUGAUGUAGGCAACGUUGUCUACAAGUCAAUUUCUCAAACUAUCAAGGGAUUUAUCGAUAG
Molecule: messenger RNA, 470 nt
Organism: Debaryomyces fabryi
Lineage: Eukaryota; Fungi; Ascomycota; Pichiomycetes; Serinales; Debaryomycetaceae
Exons: 1
Source: RefSeq, a predicted model, not a curated record